Molecule: messenger RNA, 1551 nt
Organism: Dentiscutata erythropus
Lineage: Eukaryota; Fungi; Glomeromycota; Glomeromycetes; Diversisporales; Gigasporaceae
Source: the annotation of a GenBank genome assembly
AUGUCAAAAAUUAAAAUUGAUCGAACAAAGGAUGUUCAAAUAGACGAAGAUGUUAAUUUUGAAUCUUUAAUUACAAAUCAAAACAUAUUACGUGGAUUAUCAGAAGCUGGUUAUGAUCGUCCUUCUCCAAUUCAAUUAAAAGCUGUUCCUCCGGGAAAGCUCGGCCUUGAUGUUAUUGCUCAGGCAAAAUCGGGAACCGGAAAAACGAUAGUAUUUGGAGUUAUCGCAUUAGAAAUGUUGAAUUUAACGCCUACUAGAGAAAUAGCAGUACAAACAAAAGAAGUCAUUUCAAACAUUGGUCGUUAUAUGAAUGGUCUGAUUUGUCACGUAUUUAUUGGAGGGAUUCCCGUUGAAGAAGAUAUACCAAAACUUAAAAAAUGUCAUAUAGUAAUCGGAUCUCCUGGUCGCAUUGGCCUUCUAUUAAACAAGCAAAUGGUUGCUAAAGACAUAAAAUUAUUUGUGCUAGAUGAGGCUGAUAAAUUGAUGGAAAGCAAUUUUGUGCCUCAAUUAAAAAAAAUCAAUGUUAAACUUCCAAAAACCAAGCAGGUACUUGCGUUUUCUGCAACAUAUGAUAAAGCGUUGCUAAAAGCUCUUGAAAAUUUUGUUUGUAAUCCGUAUCAUAUCAUGCUUUCGGAAGAUACUCCAGCUCUGGAAGGUGUAUUACAAUAUUUCCAAAUAGUAGAAGUUCCAAAUACAGUCAAUGUCACUGAAAGAUUCAAAUUUUAUGAAGAAAAGUUCAAAAAGAUGGUUGAUCUUUUGAGUCGUGUUCCAUUUUAUCAAUGCAUCGUUUUCCUGAAUCAUCGUGGAAGCAAAUUAUUUAACAAGUCAAGGGUGGAUGGCAAUGAACAUAUCAGGCAUGAUGGUGGGCUUGAUCAACGAAUGCGUCUUGAAACAAUGUCGAAAGCUCGUAAUUUUCAAAUAAGAGUCCUUGUUUGCAGUGAUUUGAUUGCCAGAGGUAUUGACAUUGAUAGAGUAAAUUUGGUGGUAAAUCUCGACAUGCCGAGGGACGCUGAAACUUACUUGCACCGUGUUGGCAGAACUGGACGUUACGGAACUCACGGUCUAGCAAUUAGUUUUGUUGAUAUUAAUGAGUUGGGAUUUAUUGAAUCUUUGAAAACAAACUAUCAUGUUGAUGUACAACCUCUUCCUGACGAACUUUCAUUUAAGCAUCAUCAAAGACCAUUGACAACCGAAAAUGAUCAAGAAGCAUACGAAAACUUGUUGAAUAUAAGGGAGACAAUAAAAACUCAAAAUCCUGAGGUUCCACCAGUUAUAUUUUCUGAUGAUACAGAUUCAAAGAUCAGGCAAACUAAAUCAGAAGAGCAAAAAGAGCCAGAAGAGGCGGAAGAAACGCCAUACCCAUUCUAUAAUACUUAUCAUACUGAUUAUUAUAAUUGGAUGUAUAAUGCUUAUAAUACUGAUUAUUAUAACUGGAUGUAUAGUACUUAUAAUACUGAUUAUUAUAAUUGGAUGUAUAAUAUGGCACCCGGUGAUACUGGUGAAUAUUAUGACAAUAAUAAUGAUUUUAUACCACCGGAUCUUGCUUUUUAA